AUGCUAGCUGUAAAGACAAACAACCUCAGUGUCACAAGGAAUGAAAUGGUUCAGGUGUUGAUGGCAUCAUAUCAUCAAGUUAUCGGCUCUGAUAUGUCUAUUGGAGCCCACCAGUCUGUUAUUACAUUAGGAGUGGAGCACAGACUUGAUCCACACCUUUGGUUGAAGUCGUGGAUUGCUAACAGCACUGGGCAAGUUAAUGUCAUUUGCCAGUGGUAUUUCUUGAGGGUAAUAGGAGAGUUCAGCCAUUUCCAUAUAUCUAGGAUGGGAUUGGGUAUUGCCCUCAGCUUCUAA
This is a messenger RNA of Eruca vesicaria subsp. sativa (arugula), 294 nucleotides long. The record is from the annotation of a GenBank genome assembly. Lineage: Eukaryota; Viridiplantae; Streptophyta; Magnoliopsida; Brassicales; Brassicaceae.